Messenger RNA from Salvia hispanica, 1074 nucleotides. NCBI's taxonomy places the organism in Eukaryota, Viridiplantae, Streptophyta, Magnoliopsida, Lamiales, Lamiaceae. The record is from RefSeq and is a predicted model, not a curated record.
AUGAUUUCAAGCACCAGAAGAUACAUGGAAUUGAAGUAUAACGAGAUGCACACAUUGGUUUCAGAUAGACAAGUAGAUGCGAGUAUUGAUGAAGUUGGAAUAUUGGUGAAAGGGUAUUGGGUGAUGGCAGAGACUGCUAGUCCACAGUUUGUGUUGGCAAGAUCUCCCAUUUCUUCCACUUCCGCUCUCUUGUGUAUUUUGACAGUCCUACUCGCUACCAGUGAUCAAAUUUUGGUAUCUUCCCACGUAUCCAUUUCAUCUGUGAUCAAUUAUUGUCCACAUAAUACUUCACACUAUAGCUGGUCCAUCAGGUGGAUUAUAGGAAUUCAAGUUUUUGGAGUUUUGAUUGGAAACUGUGGUCCUAUAGCCAGAUGGGCAUGCAUAGUCAAGGCUUUAGAAACGGAACGUAAGAGCUUCAGAGAUGAACUGAAAGUUGACAAGUACUGGACUUUGAAGCUUGUAGAGUGGAGGGAUACACCACUUCCAUUUCGAGUUCAAAACCAAGUAUGCAAGAAGCUAAUUUGUGAUGUUGUAACAUAUAUUCUUAAUUUCUGCAUUGGGGUUCAGAUUCUCUUUGUUUCAGCUAGCAAACUAGUUCAAUUUGGGAGUGUAGUUUUUUUACGUUUCUGCAAGAUUUUGAGAGUGGGAGGUUCUGAAUCUUCAAGCGAUGGAGCACAAGUAGAUUUUAACCGAUAUGUUCUUCUACUUGAAGGUGAGCCAAAAUUACCUGAUUAUAUCGUGAAGAACAUCUGCAGGCAGGCAGAUAGGCUGAUACAACAAGGCGAAAAAAAGCAGCCUAAGAAUUUGAUCCGACUUCUCAGGAAAUCUGCGAACUUUGAUGGGGUGGGACGAUUUGACAACAACCAAGUUCCAAGCUUGCAUUCUCAAGAACCUCCAAAUUGCUGGUCUCUGUCCGUCGUGACUUUGACGGCUAUUUCACUUGCACUUGCCAACAUUGCUGACGAUGAGGCUAACCAACUAUUGGCUAGUGUUAGUGAGGGCUUGUCCAUCGUGAAGGUCAUUGAGAAAACUCUUAAUAGACACGGGGAGAUGGAAAGCAUCAGAAAAGAGUAG